This is a messenger RNA of Amyelois transitella, 348 nucleotides long. RefSeq lists its product as uncharacterized. The record is from RefSeq and is a predicted model, not a curated record. The transcript is spliced from 3 exons. NCBI's taxonomy places the organism in Eukaryota, Metazoa, Arthropoda, Insecta, Lepidoptera, Pyralidae. The coding region runs from base 1 to 249 and encodes 82 amino acids.
AUGACACUAGAUGUUUUAUAUUUCAGCGUUCAGAAUUGUGUAAUAAAAAUGCCUACCAGACCGGAGGUGCUGAGGCUGUACAAACAUUUAAUGUUGUAUUCGAAGUCCCUUACUCUUACGGAUCCUAUAUUUUUCCGACGAAAGAUAGCAACAGAGUUUAAAAAGAAUAAAAAUCUAACCAACAUCGACGAAAUCACCUUUGCGUAUCAGAAAGGUGAAGCGUUGUUGAAACGCAGCAGUGUUGUAUAAAAUGUUGAGUGUACUCCGUGGCCCCAACUUCUCAUGGCUGCCUCGCACAUUAGCAGCUUUCAAACACACUAUAGACUUCUCAAAGGUCCCCAAAAUUCA